ACACAGCGGCCAUUCGUUUAAAGUGCAGCGGCCGAACCAACGUGUUUGUCGAACCUGUUCAUGAAUAAUAAUCACAGUAACAUUAUAACCCACAGUCUUCGACACGAUGGAGGACAAAUAUUUUCAGCGUUAAGUGUCGAGCGAACCCUCCUCGACCUUCCUUUUCUAACCGAAGACACGUCUCUAACCGACGGAUAACCACAGCAGAGCAGUCCGAGGAACACUCGGCUCCCUACGUGAAACCCGAUAAGACACGAAGGGAAAACUCGUCCCGCCGCCGCACGUCUGCGCGGUGGCCCCACCACCUCUGGGUCCAACCCUCCAUCCGCCGGGGGGAAGGAGGCGGUGGCGAGACGGUUGAAUGACGGGCCGUGGCUGUGUUGACACUCCACAGCCGAGCCAGCCCCCGGGACCCGCACCGGCCGACAUAUUCCACCUCGUUUGACAGCACAUGAGAGAGGACCAGAGCCGGUUCGUGUCUAUAGCCACCGCGGGAUGCUGCGGACCCUGUGCGGGCUGCGCGACGGGUCACGGGACGGUGCGGUGCCGAAGCGGCUGAGCGGACGUGUUCACAGGUUGGUGAUUUGUCACCGAGCAGGGGGGAGCCAGAGGAGAAGUGAAUGUAUAGCGUGAGUCUCGAGGAUUCACAGAGACACAGGCUCACGUUAAAGGGAAGAAUAGGCGGCGCCUGCUAAUUCCUAGACCAAGACAAACAUCCGACGAGAAUGACACUUCCACCGUUCGCGGGUCGGAGUUUAAUCGCUGAAGUUGCCGCUCGGACCCGGGCUACGAGCAGCGCGUGAGCGGCUCUUUAUGUCAGCAUAGGAUCGUCUGCCGUUUGACAGUUAGCCAAUCAAAGCUGGUGUUCCCGUCGGCGCUCUUAUGUCAGUGACCUAUAUCUCAUGCAUGUGCGCCAAGAGCCCACAGUAACCUCAGCACCACAGCAGACAGCAUGGGGAUCAACGGGUUAGACAAUCAGGCGCAGCCGUCCAGCGGCGAGUGCCGCACGGAGCAGCCGACGGCAGAUCCCCAGAUGGAGCAGGGGGAUGCUCCCCAAGAAGCAGACGGCGGCAAGAGCGACCAGGCGCCGGGCAGCGAGCGCAAAAUCGUGCGGGAGGACAGCACCGUGCAGAUGAUCGAGGCCGGGUGCAAGCCGCCCGUCUCCCCGGCUUCAGACUCGGAGGCGGGGAUCCAGUCGGAGAGAACCGGGCACGAAUUUGUCCCACCCGAGGGGGGUUUCGGCUGGCUGGUGGUGCUCGCAGCCACCUGGUGCAACGGGUCCAUCUUCGGGAUCCAAAACUCUUUCGGCAUCCUGCACAUGAUGCUGGUGAAGGAGCACGCAGACCCAGACGACAAGACGUCUCAGUUCAAAGUGGCCUGGGUCGGGGCCCUGGCCAUGGGCAUGAUCUUCUUCUGUUCCCCUGUGGUCAGCAUGUUCACCGACCGCUUUGGCUGCAGGAAGACGGCUGUCUGCGGCGCACUGCUGGCUUUCAUAGGCUUGCUCAGUACAUCCUUUGCAAACUCCCUCGGCCUUCGUUAUUUUACAUAUGGCAUACUGUUCGGCUGUGGCUCCUCCUUCGCGUUCCAGCCCUCGUUGGUCAUCCUCGGCCACUACUUCCGUCGGCGCCUGGGACUGGCCAACGGCAUAGUGACAGCCGGUGCCAGCCUCUUCUCCAUGGGCCUCCCAGUUUUCCUCAACAAGGUGGUGGAACCUCUGGGCCUCAGCAGGACCUUCCAGAUCCUCAGCCUCUUCAUGCUGGUCCAGGCGCUGCUGGCGCUGGCAUUCAGACCUUUAAUGCCUGCUGGAGGAGGCAUGGGACCCCCGGGCAUGGGUCCUGGCUCUGCUGAGCCCCAAACCCAGUCGGGGGCUACUGCUCAGGGUGCAAGCCUUUGGAGCAGGGUUCUAGCUGGGUUCAGGAAAUACUUCAACCUGCGUGUGUUUCACAUCGUGACAUAUCGGCUGUGGGCGUUUGGAGUAGCUACAGCUGUGCUGGGCUACUUUGUACCGUAUAUACAUCUGAUGAACUUUGUGAAGGAGCGCUUCGAGGGGACCCAGAAGGAUUGGGUUCUCCUGGUGUGCAUAGGAGCUUCGUCUGGCGUGGGACGCCUUGCUUUCGGAAAGAUCGGAGACCUUAUUCCAGGCCUUCAAAAGAUCUACAUGCAGGUGGUGUCCUUCAUCGCUCUGGGCCUGAUGUCCAUUUUGAUUCCUCAAUGCCAUGCGUUUGAGGCGCUGGCGGUCGUGUGUGUGUUCCUGGGCCUGUGUGACGGCUGCUUCCUCACAAUGAUGGCCCCCAUAGCGUUCGAGCUGGUCGGGCCCAUGAAGGCCUCGCAGGCCAUAGGAUACCUGCUGGGCCUCAUGGCUCUUCCAAUGACGGCAGGUCCACCCAUCGCUGGUCUCCUACAUGAUUACUUUGGGAACUACACGGUAGCCUUCUCCCUGGCUGGGGUGCCUCCUAUGGUGGGGGCCGUGGUGCUGUUCUUUGUGCCCCUGAUGCACUCCAGGAUCCAGCGAGGCCAGGCCGGGGCGUCACCAGAGGAGACGUCCACGACCGCCCACAUGUUGCCCACCACGCCGCUAGCAGAGGAGCCCAAGAGCUGCACCAAUGGAGACAUCCUCCCCGGCUACACUGACGUAGAGACCCACAUCUGAGUCGCACUGUACAAAGGGAUUCAGCCCACCAGCACCUUUUCUCAUCCUUCGAUUGCGCUCCUCCCAACCAGAGCUCUCAACCAUGGACUUCUGUUUGCUGACCUUUGACCCCACCUGGCCCUCAUUGGCUGUUUUGUUAUUUUCACAUGGAGAGAAGUGGAAAAGGGCACUCUGGCUACAAACUGCAGAAAGGACAAAAAACAGGUGCAUCAGGGUAGUAUGAUGGAAACAUUUAGGGAGGAUAAGCACAACAAAGUCUCUACUCCAAUUGUUUCAUCAGUGGGGACUCUGUAGUAAUAUAAACUGUACCUCCAAGAGGAAAGAAAGGAAUAGAUUUUACCUGACAGCGGUAGUUUCUGAUUUCACAGCAAGUAUGACUAGAAAUAUAUUAUAUUACAUAUAUUUUAAGUCAUAAAAAUGAAGAAUAGUCAUAUUUACGACUAAAAAUGACAAUUCUUUAUUUUUAGAUUCCUUGUAAACACAUUUUGAGGCAUAUAAAAACUAGUGAAGGGAUAAAUUCUCAAUUUCUUUAUGUAGUACCUCAUGCAUCAAAGUUUUCUCAACACACUGCAGGUUUUACUUUGUUCUACUGUUUUCUGCUGAGCCAGCGACAAGAGAAUCAUAUGUACAGUACAUGUUGUAAAUGUCACUGCAAAUUCCUCUGAGAAAUCAGCAACCAGACACAAUCACCUCAAUUCAACCGCACACUGUUCCACACGGUGCUCAAAGCCAGGGUCUCAAACUCAACUACUCAACCAUCCUGCCUGCACGGGAGACACAUAUGUGACUUUGGCGGCUGCUGAUUCCACUGAUUUAUUUGCCACGGACUCGUGUGUUGGAUUUUUCUAGUGUUAUAUUAUAGGUCAGUUCACUCAGAGGUGAGCAGUAAGAUCAGUGCAUCUCCUACACCAAUCACCGAGAGGAAACACCACAGUCGAUACAAGGUCUUCUCGUGAGUCAGCCUUAACUUUCAGCUUUCGAUUAUGUCUGUUUCUCCAAUAACACUUAAUUUGUCUUAUUGGCCUUUAAAAUUUUUAGCAGGGUGCUGGAUAAAUCCACAUGAACUGUUUGCUAUGAAUAGUUUUGUAGUGUGCACACUGUUUACUCAUAUUAGUAGAAAAAGCUGGAAUCACGCAGGCCUCAUGGCAGAUUGACGACUGUCGUUAACUUUAGAUUUUCAUCAUAAUAACAAAAGGCAUUUUUUGACUUUUUAUCUUGAGUUUUCCUGUGUAUGAACGAGUGUAUGUGUGUGUACUUGUUUUUGUUGCCACUUUAGGACCUUUUCCUGCAUAAACACUGACUUUGUCAGGACCAGUAGACCUUAUGGGGACCACAGCUUGGUCCCGAUGAGGCAAAACUUAAUUUCUGAGCUCCUGGUUAAAUUUAGAGGUUAAGAUAUGAAUGGUGGUUAGAUUAAGGUUAGGGUUGGUUAUGAAUUGGUCAUGGUAAAGGUUAGGGAUAAAGUUUUGGUUAGGCUGUCCACCACGAUUUAAAGUCGUUGCAGAGUCCUAGUCAGGAUAGCUGCACAAAAAAACCUGUGUGCGUUUGUGUGUGUGCGUGUACAUGUGCACGUGUGUGUCUGUGUGUGGCACCUGUGCAUCUGCAUUAGUAGUAGAGGCAGUUCUGUAAUAUGAAACUCGGAUGUUACAGUCUGUUGAUAAGAAGGGGACUUCUGAGAUUAAAACUGCCGAACGGCCCCGGGGCCCUCAUGAGGCCACUUCACAGAAACAAUGAAUUUGCUGCUGUAGUUUAGUCUCGUCAUGAGCACCUCGAUCACUGUGUUAGCAGCUGUGAAACAAAACGUUACAGCCUGCUCUCUUAGAUUACAAUGAACUGUAAUGACCAGAUGUGAAGUAGAGCUGCAAUAAUGGACAGUUUUUAGUGUUUUGAGUUCGAGUUACACUCUGGUUAUCUGCGUACCAGAA
Messenger RNA from Hippoglossus stenolepis (Pacific halibut), 4575 nucleotides. RefSeq names its product solute carrier family 16 member 2 (gene slc16a2). Bases 953 to 2650 code for a protein of 565 amino acids. The record is from RefSeq and is a predicted model, not a curated record. Gene Ontology annotation, biological process: transmembrane transport. The transcript is spliced from 7 exons. Gene Ontology annotation, molecular function: thyroid hormone transmembrane transporter activity; monocarboxylic acid transmembrane transporter activity. NCBI's taxonomy places the organism in Eukaryota, Metazoa, Chordata, Actinopteri, Pleuronectiformes, Pleuronectidae.